AUGAGUUCAAGAAGACGCAUGGAAAAAGACGUUAUGGAUUUGAUGAUGAGUGACCACGAGGUCAACUUGAUCGAGGAUUCGAUGCAGCAGUUUUUUGUCAUUUUUAAGGGUCCUAAAGAUACGCCAUAUGCUGGCGGUACCUGGAAAGUGAGAGUGGAGUUGCCGGACCAGUAUCCGUUGAAACUGCCUUCGAUAGGGUUUGUGAACCGCAUCUACCAUCCUAAUAUCGACGAGUGCUCUGGAUCGGUGUGUCUUGACGUUAUCAACCAGACAUGGUCACCGAUGUUCGGGCUCUUGAACAUCUUUGAGAACUUCUUGCCUCACUUGUUGCGGUAUGCCAACCCCAGCGAUCCUCUCAAUACGGAGGCGUCGAACUUGAUGAAUAAGGACGAGUCUCGUUAUACGGAUAUGGUGAAGAAAUACGUGCAGCAGUAUGCCCUGGAAGACCUUCUGACCAAGGAGGGCGAGAACUCCGAGGAGGAGAACGAAGACGACGAGUUGAGUGAUGUGGGCAGCUUGUCGGAGGACGACGACGACUGA
Candidozyma haemuli is the source of this 540-nucleotide messenger RNA. It is a transcript of the gene UBC8, whose product is annotated as E2 ubiquitin-conjugating protein. NCBI's taxonomy places the organism in Eukaryota, Fungi, Ascomycota, Pichiomycetes, Serinales, Metschnikowiaceae. Bases 1 to 540 code for a protein of 179 amino acids. The record is from RefSeq and is a predicted model, not a curated record. The transcript has a single exon. Gene Ontology annotation, molecular function: ubiquitin conjugating enzyme activity. Gene Ontology annotation, biological process: ubiquitin-dependent protein catabolic process; protein polyubiquitination. Gene Ontology annotation, cellular component: nucleus.